This is a messenger RNA of Rhineura floridana, 5114 nucleotides long. RefSeq names its product phospholipid phosphatase related 5 (gene PLPPR5). Gene Ontology annotation, molecular function: phosphatidate phosphatase activity. Bases 793 to 1743 code for a protein of 316 amino acids. The record is from RefSeq and is a predicted model, not a curated record. Lineage: Eukaryota; Metazoa; Chordata; Lepidosauria; Squamata; Rhineuridae. The transcript is spliced from 6 exons. Gene Ontology annotation, biological process: phospholipid metabolic process; phospholipid dephosphorylation; signal transduction.
CGGUUAGGAAGCAACUUUGAGGGUGCCUGUGGCGAAGAAUCACACGGAAGGUCCUGGGCAGCAGCAGCCUGGGAAGGAUUGCUCCGAUCCUUUCCUGCGGUGGGGUUUGAAGGGUUGCUGGAUCCAAAUCUCCAAACUAAGGGACGCUUGGGAUUUUUUUUUUUAAAAAAUACUGAUUUAUUGAUUUUGCCUGCAAGAAAUCUGCAAGGAGAUCUAGCCUGCAUAGAAACUGGAGACAUUCGUCCACUCUGUUCUAUGCGGAACGUUAACGCUGUGGGAUUAAAGGAACGGUUUUUCUCUCCAGUCGCAGCGGAGGGGUGUAUGUGGGGGGAGUCUGUGCGUGCUCUCCAGGCCAACCACUGCUUCGGUCUGCUUUCCCGCGGCGCCUUCCUCGCGCUCUCCUGCCUUGAUCUGAAAGCCUUCCCUGAAACGAGAACUCUUAUCUAGGACCCCUUCCCCCUCCCCAAGCGGCACUGGGAGGGGGGUCUGCCUGCCGCGGUGGGCACGUGCUUGCUUUCACUCCGGAGGAGCAGCUGCCGGGGCCGUGGCUCCGACCCCCGCCUUCCUUCCUUCCCUCCCCACGUGCGCGACCCGGCGCCAGGGACUGAGCAGCCUCCUCCCCUCCCCAUGCACUUGAUCGUGCGCCCGGACGCCUUUUCUUUUCCUCCUCCUCUUCCUUCUUUUGCUGCUCCUGUCCGGGACUGAACCGCCUCCUCCUUCCCCGGUGGAUGCCGCCGGGAAGCGGGCGGAGCGCGCAGCCGGGGAGGGGGGCUGCCGCGGCCGCCGGAGUACAUGCCAGUGCCCUCUCCUCCUCUUCUCACCAGAAUGCUUUACUUCCAGAUGGUGAUCAUGGCAGGGACUGUGAUGCUGGCUUAUUACUUCGAGUACACCGACACCUUCUCGGUCAACGUGCAGGGCUUCUUCUGCUACGAGAGCGCCUAUCGCAAACCUUACCCGGGCCCGGAGGAGAGCAGCGCGGUGCCCCCCGUGCUCCUCUACUCGCUGGCGGCGGGGGUGCCCGUUUUGGUGAUCAUUGUCGGAGAAACUGCAGUGUUUUGCUUACAGAUGGCCACACGGGAUUUUGAAAACCAAGAAAAAACAAUAUUAACUGGAGACUGUUGCUAUAUAAACCCACUGGUGCGCAGGACCGUCAGAUUCCUUGGCAUUUAUGCAUUUGGACUUUUUGCAACAGAUAUCUUUGUAAAUGCUGGACAAGUAGUGACUGGGAAUCUUGCACCACAUUUUCUUGCACUUUGCAAACCCAACUACACUGCUCUUGGAUGCCAGCAAUUUACACAGUUCAUCAGUGGUGCAGAGGCUUGCUCUGGAAACCCAGAGGUUAUCAUAAAAGCCAGAAAAACAUUUCCAUCCAAAGAGGCAGCUCUGAGUGUAUAUGCAGCGACGUAUCUGGCUAUGUAUAUCACCAACACGAUAAAGGCCAAAGGAACGAGACUGGCAAAACCGGUCCUUUGCUUGAGCUUAAUGUGCAUGGCAUUUCUUACUGGUAUCAACAGAGUAGCAGAAUAUCGAAAUCAUUGGUCAGACGUGAUAGCAGGAUUUCUAGUUGGUGUGUCUAUAGCAGUGUUUCUGGUUGUGUGUGUGAUAAAUAAUUUUAGAGGUAGACAACCAGAAAAUGAACAUUCUCACAUGGACAAUCUGGCCCAAAUGCCUAUCAUCAGCAUCCCUCGAGUAGAAAGUCCUUUAGAAAAGAACCACAUCACGGCCUUUGCAGAAGUCACAUGAUGUUGAAACGGAUGUCUAUUCGCUACAUUGGACGUCAUCUCUUUUCACAAUUCACUCAUAAUAACUGAAACAUUUUUUAAUAGAAAAGAAAAUCAAACUUUUAUCUGGUUUUACAACCUGAUUAGCAGCACUAAAAUUUACAUCAGCCUAUGAAGAAUAUGCCAGAAAUGUCAAAAAGUUAAGAAUAUUUUCUAACAGAAAGCAUUGCACCAUUUAGGGACUGAGGGCAUGGGGGGUAUUAGAAAAGUGUGAAUCUGCCCACAUUACAUAAAUAGAUCAUUUCCCCUUGCUGGGGAUAUUGUUUUUUUACCUAGUCAUGCAAGUAUCCAACGGCACACCAUUAUGUCUGGUUUUUCAUUAUUAUUUUUUUAAAUUUAGCAUGACACUUGUUCCCAUUCAAACAGAUUCCAGAGUAUACACAUUUUUUAAAGAAUUAACAUCCAGUACUAAAAUGCUGUUUGCACUUUGUAUUAUGCUGUAUUUCACAUAUCACAUUUAUAUCUUAAGACUGGUGCUUCUGCUUUUGAAGAAAAAUGCCAAUUUUUACUGUAAUAAGUAUAUUGUAUCAUAAUUUUAAAACACGUUAAUUUAUUUGGAUAUUUUCCUGACUUCAUGUGGUUGAAUAGUUGAUUUUGUAGUUCUUGAAUGUCUACAAUGUACCCUGUAAUUAGGAUUAGAAAUGAGAACAUUUAGGCAUUGGGAUAUCCUAUUAUUUUAGCGAUUAACAAUCUCUUACUGAAGGUUAAUGGCUCUGUUCUUAGGCCCAGCAUAUUUUUUUCAUUCAUAACAUAAAAGUAAAAUGAUUGCUGUUCAUUGAUAGUACUUGAAGGUUAAUGUGACAUAGCCAAAGGCCUGUUCUUCAAAACUGAUCUCAGAGCCUUUGAUCUGGCAUCAAGAGGGAGCAGUACACAGGAUCUGUUUGGCUCCCAGCCCAAGGGGACCUCACAUCCUUUUUCUCUGUUUUUGAGAUCUGACCUCAUACUUUGUGCUGAAGCAGUUGUCAGUGAGAUUUCCCCUUCAACACUAGAGAGUUAAGCUUUACAGGGCAAGGAGAAGGUUGGCCAACAUAGGGUCUCAGCAGCGGUCGAUAGAGUGGGCAAGAGUUCCUAACACUGGCACAUUCUUGCUGGAGCAAGGGGUUUCCCUGUACUUUUUACCAGUAGGUGGACUAGAACUGCCUUUGUUUGCCUCACACAGACUGCCAUGACCCUAAUAGUACCAAAUCAGUGUAAAUGGUCUGUAAGGACCGAAUGGUCAUUUUAAUACCUAAUGAAACCAUGUUCUAUUGUAGCAGUCUCCUUUCUCUCAGUCUGACUUCCUUACAUCUCCUCUCUUCCCUUUUCCAAAAAACGAAGGCUCUACUACUUGAGUCAGGUUGUAGCCCUAUUGUACUACAGGAGUAGAAAGACCAGUGCUCUGGAGCACUAAUUCCCAUUUUUACUGGAGGGGCCUCAGUAAAAGCUGAAUUUGGUCAGAAAAGGACUCACCACUUAGCCCCAAAGCCAUCCUUGUUGAUUUGUAGAACUCUCUAGCCUAGUUAGCUGUAUUGUUGACUCCAUCCCACAGUGUGAAGAGCACCAUUCUAGAGUGCUUAAGCCACUCUUGAAAAUGGGGUUUAGGCUCCCAAAUAAAAGGUCUUUCUACAUUGCCUUUCAAACACCAUAGCAACCAAAGUCAAACUAGGCUAUAUUACAUUCUGUAUAUGCCAGGAGGUUUCACAUUUGAAUUUCUCUAGUCUGGAAUGCUACAGGUGGUGGUGGGUGGGUACUCCUUUUUUUUAAGGACUCAUGAAAAAUGGUCUUGAAAAUGAUAAGAAGUUUAACCAAAGUACUAUCAACCUUCCAAUUAUUUAUUGUAUAUCUCAGGAAAUUAUUCAGAUAUGCCAGGAAAGUAUGUGACAAGAGAAUAGGGGGAUACACAAGAGAAGGUGGGAAAUGGGCCUAGUGAACAAUUUUGCACAUAUUCCUAUUUUUUUUAAUGCCACAAAGGAACAUAAAAUCCAAGCCAUCUUCAUAUCAUGUGCUCAAAACCAUGUGCUCUUCGCUCCUGCUGAAGUGAAAUUUGUACAGUAAUAGUACCGGCGAAAGUCCAAGGAAAAUGGCCCCUUCUUUGAUAUUCCCAUGUAAUUUAUGCUUUGCUCUGUUUCGCAAUAGGAGAUAAAACUGCAACAUAAAUAUUGUAUGGCUCAUGUACACAUGUCAAACAUUUAAUCAGAUGAAUGUGGCACUUUUUUUUUAAUUCCUAUGGCCAUUUUACAAUCUUCAGCACAGCAGGUUAAAUGCUGUUCUGACCAAUGGAAGACCCAAGCUAUAUGAUAAUCAGAAUUACAUGGCUUAGACUUUUUUCUAGAUUUUAUUUUUACACACUGUGGAUUGGUGGGGGCAGUUGUGCUGUUCAAUAUUCCCUCUUGUGUUUUGUCAUUUUUAAAACGAACCCUUCCUGAAUAUCUCAUACUAGCAUGCCAUACGAAGAAAGGCUAUAACAUAAUCUCUAACAUGCUAGUUUCCUGAGUGCAGGAUGGGUCAUUGUUGAUCUCAUUUUAUGUGAUCUCCCAACUUGCAGUGUGAACUAAUGAAGUCCUGCAAGCACUUGUAACGUGUGGUUCUGCUGAUCAUGUAGCUUGACUUGAAGUGCAUUAUAUUUCUUUCAGGGAUUGAAUACACCCAUCCAGCCCAUACAAUUGAUGGGAAUGACCAUGCAGCUUAAAUAACCAAUUUAGCUGUUAUGGGAGCAUUCUAAGAGAAAAGACAUAUCUUCUCUAGGUAUGAUACAAUUCCUACACUUCCGGUUGUGUGAGUUUGGGAUCAGAGGCGGCUGAUAUAUGGAUGUUUCCCAAAGAUUAUAUCAUACUAUGGACCCUUUAAAAAAAGAAGAAAAGCAUAUUUCUGAUAGUGCUUAUAAGAAGAAUCGAGCCCUUAACUAUGAAAGUGUAAUGUGUGUCACAAGCGUCGUUUCUUAGAGGAUCAGUUAUGUUUGAUAAAUCAUAGCAUAUCCCAUAUGCUCACCAUGCUUGGUAUGUUUAUGUUUCUUGGUCUAGCUGUUUAGGACCCACCUUAUGUAAAAAUGUUCACAAUGAGGAUUUCAGGGAAAUCCUUGGUUGGUCAUUGCAGUACAGCAAUUCUGCAGAUUUUAUAUCUGAUUCAUAAGUUCAGGAAGAGACUCUUUUAUGUUAAAAGAAAGACUAUUCUUUUUCAGCAUAUUGUCUUAUGUAAAUCAGCAUGUAACUGAGUCUGUCUCUCAGGAUUUAUAAACAGCCUAGUAUUUGGGUUAAAUUGAUCAUGUUAUCUUUGUGAAUCAGCAGUAACAGGGUGGGAAAGAGACACUGCUGUGUACUGUAUUUUUAAAUAAAGUAAUUUUUUUCAAGCAUAUAA